Messenger RNA from Nerophis lumbriciformis (worm pipefish), 5061 nucleotides. RefSeq names its product ADAM metallopeptidase with thrombospondin type 1 motif, 16 (gene adamts16). Lineage: Eukaryota; Metazoa; Chordata; Actinopteri; Syngnathiformes; Syngnathidae. Gene Ontology annotation, cellular component: extracellular matrix. Gene Ontology annotation, biological process: extracellular matrix organization; proteolysis. Gene Ontology annotation, molecular function: metalloendopeptidase activity. The record is from RefSeq and is a predicted model, not a curated record.
GCUCUUCGUAUGAAAGCCACUGAUGGUCUUCCUCACAAGUUCUGCAGAUGUGUGGCGGUGUUUUUGAGAGAGAACUUUAAAACUUUGAAUGAAGUGACUGCAAAGUGUGUUCAUGCAUCAGGAGACAUAUAAGGCUUUGUUCCGGACCUGUGCAGAAAGAAUGGAUCAGUUCUGGACGCCGUUCCUUUUCCUUUUGGCUUGCAGUGCUGCACUCAGUCAAGGAGCACAUUUAAAUACUGAUGAAUCUUCCAGCAGUACUUCAACUGUACUUCACUCGCUCGGUUUACCUCAGCACACAGAAUAUGAGUUUGUAGCUCCAUAUGAGGUCGACCACCAAGGUGUGUACAUCUCCCACAAGAUUGCCCACCACCAACGCAGACGACGACGCAGAUCGCUCUCUCCAGCUGCAUCCUCGUCAAACGCUGAUGGCGACAGUGAAACGACUCACAUCCGCGUGAGCGGCUUGGGGCAAGACUUCCACAUGGAGAUGAAGGAGACCUCAAAGAGUCUGAUUGCACCUGGCUUCAUCAUCCAGGUCCUGGGAAUCAACGGCACCGAGAGCCUGAGGACUUACCACCAAGACGACCUCUGCUUUUACCAGGGGUCACUGAGGUCGAGGGUCAAUUCGUCGGUGGCGCUGUCCACAUGCACGGGGAUGACAGGUUUGAUCCGCACUCAGGAUGCAGACUACUUCCUGAGGCCAGUAUCCCGCGACAUUGCCCAUAGAGAGAACUUCACAGCACCUCCCAGCCACCAGCCACACAUCCUUUACAAGAAUGACGGGAACACUCGCAAAGAGGACAGAGGCCAUCACUCUCGGGUGCUUCAGAAGAGAUCCCCAGAUUCAGCUGCUCACAAGUCAGAUCGGAACUUAACUACUAAAAGCCAAAACGACUCACAGACAAAUGAAGACCUGCAGGGAAACCAGCAAAGUGAACCUCUCAGCAGUAAUGACAGACAUGAUCAGCAGCAGGACCAACAUGCCGGAAGUGAUUACCAUAAUGGCCAUUGGCAAGAUGAUGACUACACGCACAAAGACAGGCAGAGGCAGCACUUCUGCGGAAGACGGAAGAAAUACAUGCCCAAACCUCCAAUGGAGGAUCUCUUCAUGCUUCCAGAUGAGUACAAGUUCAUUCCCAGGAACAGGAGAGCAGUUUUUAUGAAGAACCAAAGUGACCAAAAGCUCAAUGUGGAAACGCUGGUGGUUGUCGACAGGAAGAUGAUGGACAACCAUGGCCAUGAGAACAUUACCACUUAUGUUUUAACUGUUCUCAAUAUGGUGUCCAGUCUCUUUAAAGAUGGAACCAUAGGAGGAAGCAUCAACAUUGUAAUAGUGGGACUUGUGCUUCUAGAUGAAGAGCAGGACGGAUUGGUGAUCAGUCACCAUGCAGACCACACACUGAACAGUUUCUGCCAGUGGCAGUCCACGCUUGGAGGCCGGGAGGGUCAGCGCCAUGACCACGCCAUUCUUCUUACUGGACUUGACAUCUGCUCCUGGAAAAAUGAACCAUGUGACACCCUGGGUUUUGCUCCAAUCAGCGGCAUGUGCAGCAAGUACAGGAGCUGCACCAUUAAUGAGGACACUGGUCUCGGCUUGGCAUUCACUAUUGCCCAUGAAUCUGGACACAAUUUUGGAAUGGUCCAUGACGGUGAAGGAAACAUUUGUAAGAAAUCAGAAGGCAACAUCAUGUCUCCCACAUUAGCAGGUCACAACGGUAUCUUCUCAUGGUCCGCAUGCAGCCGCCAGUACCUCAGCCGCUUUCUCAACUCGGCCCAGGCUUUGUGCCUAUCGGAUGAACCCCAAGGAGUCAAGGAGUAUCAUUACCCUGAGAAGCUGCCAGGCGAGCUCUAUGAUGCAGACACACAAUGCAAAUGGCAGUUUGGGGAAAAGGCCAAGCUCUGCACCCUUGAUUUUAAGAAGGAUAUCUGCAAAGCUCUUUGGUGCCACCGUGUUGGGAGGAAGUGCGAGACCAAGUUCAUGCCAGCAGCAGAAGGCUCGGCCUGUGGACCUGACAUGUGGUGUCGAAGGGGGCAGUGUGUGAAACAGGGCGAUGAGGGUCCAAGGCCCCAGCAUGGCCAGUGGUCAGAGUGGUCGUCUUGGUCCGUCUGCUCGCGAAGCUGCGAGAGUGGUGUCACCUAUCGUGAGAGGCACUGCAUUAAACCAAGACCUGCUUAUGGAGGAAAGUUCUGUGAAGGCUCCUCCAGGUCCUAUAAGUUGUGCAACACUCAGGAUUGUCCCCUGAAUGCCGUUGAUUACAGAACACAGCAAUGUGCUGAGUUUAACAGUAAACAGUUCAGAGGAUGGCACUACACCUGGAGUCCAUACACAAGAGUGGAUGAUCAAGAUAUAUGCAAGCUUUACUGCUUUGCUGAAGGCUAUGAUUUCUUCUUUGCCCUUGCAAGCAAAGUCAAGGAUGGGACACUUUGUUCACAGGACAGUUCUAAUGUCUGUAUUGACGGCCUUUGUGAGAGAGUGGGCUGUGACCGCGUGCUGGGCUCCACGGCUGGACUCGAUGUUUGCGGCGUGUGUAAAGGAGACAACUCCACCUGCAAGACCUACAAAGGGCAAUAUGCGAAGCAGCAUCAUUCUAACCAGUACUAUGGUGUGGUCGUCAUCCCAGCAGGUGCUCGAAGUAUACGGAUUCUAGAACUGAAUACUUCAAGCUCUUACUUGGCUGUCAGGGACACCCGGAGGCGUUACUUCUUGAAUGGACAUUGGACGGUGGACUGGCCAGGCAGACAUCCUAUUGCGGGAGCAAUUUUUGAAUAUAAGAGACCUUACAACAGACCAGAAAGCCUCUUAUCAUUUGGCCCCACUAAUGAGACGCUUGUUAUAGAGAUACUGUUGCAAGGUUUGAACCCAGGGGUACUUUGGGAAUACACCCUCAAUAAAGCCGAUGAUGGAAGGAAUCAAAUAAAACACAAUUAUACUUGGGCCGUCAUACGCUCCAAGUGCUCAGCAUCAUGUGCCGGAGGCCAUAUGGACACCAAGCCCGCAUGUUACAAAAACAUGCAAGUGCAAGUUAAUACGUCAUACUGUAAUCCCAGAUCAAGACCAGCUACAGGAGUGAUGCCCUGCAACACCCAGCCAUGCCCGGCCAGCUGGUCUGAAGGGGCAUGGGGGGCGUGCAGUCAGAGCUGCGGAGGAGGGGAGCAGACGCGGCAAAUCCAGUGUGUUCAAAGAAGCAGUCCGACCAAAGAAGACACCAUUGCUGACUCUCACUGUUCUCAGUCGACCCCAACCAGGAGGCAGGCCUGCAGCACCCACAGUUGUCCACCAGUUUGGAACUCGGGCCCAUGGUCACAGUGUUCUCGCAAGUGUGGCAAUGGCUUGAGGAAAAGGACAGUGCUGUGUACAAGACCCAACAUAAGUGCGCAGUCACACAGGCUGGCGGACAGUUUUUGUGCAGGCCUGCCGAAACCUGCCAGUCAAGAAUCCUGCUUUAUAAAACGUUGCCAGAAACAACGCAAAGUCCAGUGGUUUGUUUCAACGUGGCAAGAGUGUUCAGUAACAUGUGGUCGUGGCUAUCAAGCCCGUUUCAUCAAGUGCGCAGAAAAGGACACAGCAGGCAAAUACAGAGAGCUCGCAGCCAAAAAGUGCCACCAUAUACCCAGACCUAUCGUCGAGCUGCAAAGGCACUGCAUCUUCGCGGAGUGUCCAGUCCGAACUACCCCAUCAGUCCAGCGAUGGAACGCACAUCACUACACUCAUGCGCCUCUGCCUCUCCCACGACCAGAAUGGCGCACGACUCCUUGGUCUCAGUGUACAGUGACAUGUGGAGGUGGCGUGCAAGCCAGGACAGUCCAGUGUCUUGCACAGGGCAAGCCUUUUCCUGGCUGUGCCCACCAUCUGAAACCCUCAAUGUCCCAGGCCUGCAAUACCAACUUCUGCCCGCAACCUGACAAAAAAGAUCUGGCAUGCCGGGAUUAUUUCAACUGGUGCUAUUUGGUGCCGCAGCAUGGAGUGUGCAACCAUAAAUUUUAUGGCAAACAGUGCUGUCAGUCCUGUUCCAGGUCAAACUUAUAGUGACAGAAGAAUGACUUUGUCAGCGACAGACAGGAAGGUGAAAAAGACUAUACUUGAUGCUUUUGCUUGAAAAGUUGUGUUUGUGCAUUACACAUGUAAAGAAGCACUGACACACAAAAAUAAAUUUCUAGUGGGAGUAACAGAGAGCCAUGACGUUACCUUUUACUCUCCUUGCGGUGCGGGACAUCUGACUACAUGGACUUCAUACUGAGUGUGCUACACAGGAAUACGAUCAGGACAGUGAAAUAAGAAGACCGUUUGGAAGAACAAACAAUUUGGGAAGGUCCAAAUAAUGCAUCAAUGAAAAUUGCAAAAACUCCCAGUGAAAUACAGGAGAGGUUCCAACAUAUGAAGCAUCGUAGUUGGCGCUACAAUGCGUGAUGAUUAAGGAAUAAAGAAAAGGGACGUAGCAAAAAAGUCAAUUGUACUGUAAAACUUGAAGAAAAAGUCCAAAGUGGAUUUUGUAAUAACACGAUCCUCUAUAUUGGAAAGGUUAAAGAAAAUGCAACCUUUGAAUGACUGAGUACACUUAAUCUUUACUCAGCGGUGCUACAAUGCUGCAAUGUGACAUCCUCACUUUUCAUAAUUGAACAAAUUAAUGUUGUGACCCAUGUACAGUACUGUUUGUGUUAUUUAUUGGCUUUACAAUACAGCAUUGCUGGAAGACUGUAUUAAUAAGCACUAUAACUGUGACCUUUUAUUACUCUCCGCUUAGCCCAUUUAUACUUUGUAUCCUGUUUUAUAAGAGCCUGACAAACAGCGCCAUUUAAUUUUUUUUUAAAUUAUAUUUUUGUAGAAUAAAUAAAAAACAAUGAUUUUUGACCACAGUACCCGAUGUGACAAAUUAUUAUGGAGUGUGAUUAGAGAGUAUAUGGUUUAAUAUGAAUGGUAACUUUUUUUUUAAUAGAACUUACUUUUUUACUUUAAAUCCCACAGUUCCAGAUAGAAAGUAAGGAAACAUAUUGCGUUAAUGCAUUAAUACAGGCCCAGAAAUACUGUAUUAUACUUUGGCCAUAUUUGAAAGAACUGACAGC